Myotis daubentonii (Daubenton's bat) is the source of this 3416-nucleotide messenger RNA. It is a transcript of the gene NLRP12, whose product is annotated as NLR family pyrin domain containing 12. Gene Ontology annotation, molecular function: protein binding. Lineage: Eukaryota; Metazoa; Chordata; Mammalia; Chiroptera; Vespertilionidae. Gene Ontology annotation, cellular component: cytoplasm. Gene Ontology annotation, biological process: negative regulation of canonical NF-kappaB signal transduction; positive regulation of MHC class I biosynthetic process; negative regulation of inflammatory response. The transcript is spliced from 11 exons. The record is from RefSeq and is a predicted model, not a curated record. Bases 140 to 3325 code for a protein of 1061 amino acids.
UGCAACAGGAAGCGUUAUUGCGCGCUGUCCCUCUACCCAGCGCGCGCGCCAGGAGACGGUGGGCAUGUUGGCACCGCUGGCCCCGAGUGCGGCCACAUCCUAGACGCCAGCUUGUCCCCGCCAGGGGUCCGGCGCCCGCAUGCCCGGGACCGCGGCCAGGGAUGGCCUCUGCCUCCUGGCCGCCUACCUGGAAGAGCUGGAGGCCGCGGAGCUGAAGAAGUUCAAGUUGUACCUGGGGGUGGCGACGGAGGUGGGGGAGGACAGGAUCCCCCGGGGGCGCAUGGAGACGGCGGGGCCCCUGGAGAUGGCCCAGCUGCUGGUGGCCCAUCGCGGGGUCCGGGAGGCCUGGCUGCUGGCCCUGAGCAUCUUCGAGCGGAUCCACCGGAGGGACCUGUGGGAGCGAGGACGCAGGGAGGACCUGGUGAGGGAUACUCCACCCGCUGGCCCGUGCUCCCUGGGGAGCCAGUCCGCAUGCUCACCGGAAGUCUUUGCUGGAACUCCGAGAAAAGAUCCCCGGGAAACCUACCGGGACCACGUCCGCAGGAAGUUCCGGCUGAUGGAGGACCGCAACGCGCGCCUGGGCGAGUGCGUCAACUUCAGCCACCGCUACACGCGGCUGCUCCUGGUGAAGGAACACUCCACCCCGCUGCGGGCCCAGCAGAAGCUGCUGGACAUGGGCCGGGCGCACGCCAGGGCCGGGGGCCACCAGGCCAGCCUCAUCCAGAUGGACACCCUGUUCGAGCCGGACGCCGAGCGGCCGGAGCCCCCCCGCACCGUGGUCCUGCAGGGCGCGGCGGGCAUGGGCAAGUCCAUGCUGGCCCACAAGGCCAUGCUGGACUGGGCCGACGGCCGGCUCUUCCAGGGCCGCUUCGACUACCUCUUCUACAUCAACUGCCGGGAGAUGAACCGCGGCGCCCCCGAGCGCAGCGCGCGGGACCUCCUCUCCGGCUGCUGGCCCGAGCCCAGCGCGCCCCUCGGGGAGCUGCUGCGCGUCCCCGAGCGCCUCCUGUUCAUCAUCGACGGCUUCGACGAGCUGCAGCCCUCCUUCCACGACCCCCGCGGCCCCUGGUGCGUGGGCUGGGAGGAGAAGCGGCCCCCGGAGCUGCUGCUCAGCAGCCUGAUCCACAAGAAGCUGCUGCCCGAGGCGUCUCUGCUCAUCACCACCAGGCCCACGGCGCUGGAGAAGCUGCACCGGCUGCUCGAGCAUCCCCGGCACGUGGAGAUCCUGGGCUUCUCGGAGGCCGAGAGGAAGGAGUACUUCCACAAGUACUUCCAGGACGCCGAGCAGGCCCGCCACGUCUUCAGCUGCGUGCGGGACAACGAGCCGCUGUUCACGCUGUGCUUCGUGCCGCUGGUGUGCUGGGUGGUGUGCACCUGCCUCAAGCAGCAGCUGGAGGGCGGGGGGCUCCGGAGACAGGCCACCCGGACCACCACGGCCGUGUACCUGCUCUACCUGCUGAGCCUGAUGCAGCCCCGGCCCGGGUCCCCCACGCUCCGGCGCCCACCCAACCAGACGGGACUGUGCUCCCUGGCGGCCGACGGCCUCUGGAGCCAGAAGAUCCUCUUCGAGGAGCAGGACCUGCGGAGACACGGCCUGGACGGGGCGGACGUCUCCUCCUUCCUCAACAUGAACAUCUUCCAGAAGGACAUCAACUGCGAGAAGUUCUACAGCUUCAUCCACCUGAGCUUCCAGGAAUUCUUCGCCGCCGUGUACUACGUCCUGGACGGGGCGGACCGGGCGGCCGGCCCCGAGCGGAGCCUGGCCCGGCUGCUGGCCGAGUACGGGCUGUCGGAGAGGAGCGCCCUGGCGCUCACCGUCCGCUUCCUGUUCGGGCUCCUGAACGAGGAGGCCAGGAGCUACCUGGAGGAGACGCUGGGCUGGAAGGUCUCGCCGCGCGUCCAGGCGGAGCUGCUGGAGUGGAUCCGGGGCAAGGCGCUGAGCGAGGGCUCCACGCUGCAGCAGGGCGCCCUGGAGCUGCUCAGCUGCCUCUAUGAGAUCCAGGAGGAGGCGUUCAUCCGGCGGGCCCUGAGCCACUUCCAGGUGGUGGUGGUCAGCGACAUGGCCACCAAGAUGGAGCACGCAGUCUCCGCCUUCUGCCUGAAGCACUGCGCCAACGCCCUGGUGCUGCACCUGCACGGGGCCGCCUACCGGGCGGACGAGGAGGAGGAGGAGGAGGAGGUGAAAGGUCCCAGGUUCAUUCCUUCACGCAGCCCCGAGAGGAACGUUUUGCCCGAUGCCUACAGCGACCAGCUGGCCACCGCUCUGAGCACCAACCCGAACCUGAUAGAGCUGGCUUUGUACCACAACGCCCUGGGGAGCCAGGGGGUGAAGCUGCUGUGUCAAGGGCUCAGACACCCCAACUGCAAACUUCAGAAUCUGAGGCUGAAGAGGUGCCGGGUGCCCAGCGCCGCCUGCCAGGACCUGGCCGCCGCGCUGGCCGCCAACAAGAACUUGAUGAGGAUGGACCUGAGCAGCAACGCCCUGGGGCUGCCCGGCGUGAGGCUGCUCUGCGAGGGGCUGCGGCACCCCAAGUGCAGGCUGCAGAUGCUCCAGUUGCGGAAGUGCCAGCUGGAGGCGGGGGCUGGCCAGGAGGUGGCCUCGGUGCUCAGCUCCAACCGCCACCUGGUGGAGCUGGACCUGACGGACAACGCGCUGGAGGACGCGGGGCUGCGGCUGCUGUGCGAGGGCCUGAGGCACCCGGUCUGCAGGCUGCAGACCCUGUGGUUAAAGAUCUGUCACCUCACUGCUGCAGCCUGUGAAGACCUGGCCUCCACCCUCCCUGUGAACCAGAGCCUGAUGGAGCUGGACCUCGGCCUGAACGACCUGGGGGACCCCGGGGUGCUGCUGCUGUGUGAGGGCCUCAGGCACCCCCAGUGCAAACUCCAGACCCUCCGGCUCGGCAUCUGCCGGCUCAGCGCCGCGGCCUGCGAGGGCCUGGCCGCCGUGCUCCAGUCCAACCGCCACCUCCGGGAGCUGGACCUGAGUUUCAACGACCUGGGCGACCGGGGCAUGUGGUGGCUGUGUGAGGGGCUGCAGCACCCCACCUGCAGGCUCCAGAAGCUGUGGCUGGACAGCUGCGGCCUCACAGCCAAAUCCUGUGAGGAUCUCUCCUCCACCCUGGGGGUCAACCAGACGCUGACCGAGCUCUACCUGACCAACAACGCGCUGGGCAACACGGGCGUCCGGCGGCUGUGCAAGCGGCUGAGGCAUCCCGGCUGCAAACUGCGGGUCCUGUGGUUGUUCGGCGUGAACCUGAGCACAGUCACCCACAGAGAGCUGGCGGCCCUCCGCUGGACCAAGCCUUCCCUGGACAUCGGCUGCUGACCGCCCCUGCCCUGCCUCUGACCCUGCCGCUGCCGCCGCUGCAGGAGGCAGGCCAUCCAUCUGGCCGCGCUCCUCCAAAAGGCCAGACUGU